CAAGAAAGAAAAGAACACCCCCGCUACAAAUAAAUCCUCGACGCUGCGACUCCGUUUGCUAACCCAAAGAAAAGCUGAGAUUUAUGGCAGGUAUGGAAAGAUUACAAAGAAUGUUCGCCGGAGCAUCAGGCGGUUUGGGACACCCUCCACCCGAUUCUCCGACUCUCGAUUCCUCCGAGCAAGUCUACAUCUCCUCUCUCGCCCUUCUCAAAAUGCUCAAACACGGAAGAGCUGGGGUUCCUAUGGAAGUUAUGGGAUUGAUGCUCGGGGAGUUUGUGGAUGAGUAUACCGUUCGCGUUGUUGAUGUAUUUGCUAUGCCUCAGAGCGGUACCGGUGUUAGUGUUGAAGCUGUUGAUCAUGUCUUUCAAACUAAUAUGCUUGAUAUGCUCAAACAGACCGGAAGGCCGGAGAUGGUUGUUGGGUGGUACCAUUCACAUCCCGGAUUUGGCUGUUGGCUCUCUGGUGUUGAUAUAAACACACAGCAGAGUUUUGAAGCUCUAAAUCAACGGGCUGUGGCGGUUGUGGUGGAUCCUAUUCAGAGUGUUAAAGGGAAAGUGGUUAUUGAUGCCUUUCGUUUGAUUAACCCACAAACAAUGAUGCUUGGCCAGGAACCACGACAGACGACUUCUAAUCUUGGGCAUCUGAAUAAGCCAUCAAUUCAGGCGUUGAUCCAUGGACUGAACAGGCACUACUAUUCAAUAGCCAUUAAUUAUAGAAAGAAUGAACUUGAGGAAAAAAUGCUUCUUAACCUUCACAAAAAGAAGUGGACAGAUGGAUUGACACUGAGGCGAUUUGAUACUCAUUCUAAAACCAAUGAGCAGACAGUCCAGGAGAUGCUGAACUUAGCUGUUAAAUAUAAUAAGGCAGUGCAAGAGGAAGAUGAGCUGUCACCCGAGAAGCUAGCUAUCGCAAAUGUAGGAAGGCAAGAUGCAAAGAAGCACCUUGAAGAGCACGUCUCUAACCUGAUGUCUUCAAACAUAGUCCAAACUUUGGGUACGAUGCUCGACACAGUUGUUUUUUAGUGUAACGUGUUUCAUAUCUCUGUAUUCUCGACUGGCUCAGCAUCUGAUUCAGCUAGAAACCUUAGUCUUUUGAACUCAAGGUCGAACAAUAUUGCUCAUGUACUUCUUUACAUCAUGGAUUUCAGUUAUUUCUGGCUGCUGUGUACCAUGGCUUCAUGUUUGCUUGUAGGUACUAUAAUUUGUUAAAAUUCCAAGAAUGUCUCAUCUCUGCAGCUAUACUUGAAUCUGAGCUUCCUUUUCUUUUC
This is a messenger RNA of Mercurialis annua (annual mercury), 1267 nucleotides long. RefSeq names its product 26S proteasome non-ATPase regulatory subunit 14 homolog. NCBI's taxonomy places the organism in Eukaryota, Viridiplantae, Streptophyta, Magnoliopsida, Malpighiales, Euphorbiaceae. Gene Ontology annotation, biological process: proteasome-mediated ubiquitin-dependent protein catabolic process; protein deubiquitination. Gene Ontology annotation, cellular component: proteasome regulatory particle, lid subcomplex. The transcript has 6 exons. The record is from RefSeq and is a predicted model, not a curated record. Bases 84 to 1022 code for a protein of 312 amino acids. Gene Ontology annotation, molecular function: metallopeptidase activity; proteasome binding; protein binding.